AGGUUGACAUUUACCGGUAACGGCUUGACUAUGAACUAAAUUGAAAUAUCCAGAAAAUACCGUAGCAUCUUAAAUCUAAUCUGAGAUCUUCGACCAACGAUAGAAUCUUGGUUUACAUAUACUAAAUGAGAAAGGAUCAAAACUCUGUCAAACAAGCCUUGUAUUUGAAAAAAUCGAACAUCGAAAAGUAGAGAAAAAUGUUCGAAACAUUCCUGUCUUCAAUCCCAAAGAGCCGUUCGGAGAUGGUCAACGAGCUGGACUUACCUGACGAUCUCACCGUGGCUCCUUACGUCUGGACGGAGCGAGAAGACUCUCCGGAGACCAGUGACAGUCUGGUUUCCGCCGGUCUCGAAAACUACGACGCGAAGACUCUCAGUACAGACUCUAGUCUCGCUCUAUCCCGGGCUAUGACCGACUCCGAGAUCGAUUACGAAAGAUACCGUAGAUACAAGAACAGAAGUUUUAGUGACCCGUGGAUCCAGAUGAAAGCAGUUCUCGAUUCCUUUCCACCGGAUUACCUUGCUUCGGUAGAUAGUUUCAAAUCAUCCACCGAGUUGUCAGAGGAGGUGAGGAGUUCAGAACGGCGCCUGCACGCCGAGGAGUUACGUCUUAAGAUGGAGAGGUUUUUCGAAGAAGAAUGCCGCGUGUUCUCUCCAGAUGACCCGGGCUUGCUAUCUCUUGAAGAGGCCUUGCAGCACUUAGAUGAUUGUGAUUCCAACUCUACGCCUUAG
Molecule: messenger RNA, 731 nt
Organism: Papilio machaon (common yellow swallowtail)
Lineage: Eukaryota; Metazoa; Arthropoda; Insecta; Lepidoptera; Papilionidae
Exons: 5
Coding region: 198-731 (177 amino acids)
Source: RefSeq, a predicted model, not a curated record